AUGACAAGGAAUAUGCAAUCCAGAAAUUAGAGAGGGAUAAUUAAAUUUAAAAUUACAUCAACAAUUGGAGAGUGUUCGAACUUGCUUAACAAAAUAACAGCUAAGGCUGAAUCCAUCAAAGAAAACAAUAAUAACCUGAGAGAAGUCAAUUAUGCAUUGUCUAAAUCUAUUAAUCUAGCAUUUGAAAAGAGAAAUCUUUAAAAUGAGAAACAGUUUUACACAGUAAACUAAUUAUUAGUGUAUGAAAGAGUAGAUUUUGUAUAUAAUGAAUUUAUUGAUAAGACUGAUCACAAUUUAGAACUCAACAGAGAUGUCUAAAAUUAUAGUAGAAAAUUGGAAUCCUUGCAUCAAGAAUUGUAUGGUAAUUAUGGAUUAGGUUACUGA
Messenger RNA from Paramecium tetraurelia, 384 nucleotides. RefSeq lists its product as uncharacterized. Lineage: Eukaryota; Ciliophora; Oligohymenophorea; Peniculida; Parameciidae. The transcript has 3 exons. The record is from RefSeq and is a predicted model, not a curated record.